Lotus japonicus is the source of this 1992-nucleotide messenger RNA. RefSeq lists its product as uncharacterized. The record is from RefSeq and is a predicted model, not a curated record. NCBI's taxonomy places the organism in Eukaryota, Viridiplantae, Streptophyta, Magnoliopsida, Fabales, Fabaceae. The transcript has 12 exons. Bases 259 to 1815 code for a protein of 518 amino acids.
GCUUAUAAUCUCAGUUGACUUGUUCCCCAUUCUGAUUCUUCUACGAAAUUACUCUAGUUUUAUAUCUUCAAGUAACAGAAAUUAGUGAAGCAUCACGGAAAAUCAUGCAAAUAAAAGUUAAAACUAGAACCAUAUAAGGUUUAACAUUCUUCCUCGGUUCCAACCAUUAUAACUUGCAGUCAAAUGUUUAGGACAUAGAUAUAGCUCUCUUUGUUUGUUCGAUACAGUUAGUUAACCAAGUUUUGGAUUUUGGCCUAAAUGCUUGUUUAUGGGGUGUCUUUAUUGGAGCUAAAUUGGCUUCUUGGGUUGCUUGGUUUGGCAAAAAAGAAAGCACCCAAUAUUUCUGAUCAGAGCAGCAACACUAGUGACACUGAGCCGUGGUCCCUGCUGUUCAUUUUGCUGGCAAUUGUGGUUGGCCUUGGGUGGUUGCACUUUCAUCAGUUGGAUGAAAACAGAGAGCACAGUCCUAGUGUUAAUGAGCAGGAGGAGCACAGCAGUGGUGAAUCAAGUUCUAGCCAUUAUUUUGAUGAGGAUCCGCAGCUCCGUCCGCUGACCGCCACCCGUGGAGGCGCUGCAGGGAGACGUGGUGCUUGUACCUUGUGCGGCAAUCUAAGCACCACAAGAUGCUCACGCUGCAAGGUUGCAAGAUAUUGCUCAAUGAAUUGCCAAAUUAGUCAUUGGAGGUCAGGGCAUCAAUAUGAGUGCUGUGAAAUAGAGACUGAGGCGGAUCAAGCAAGAGAUGUCCAUGAUCAUGGUUCUACUUCUAUGCUUGUUGAGAAGCCUGAAAUGGAGAGUAUCUCUAAUCCAUCCCAAGGAGAUGUAGUUGAGUCUUCAGAUGUGUCCAGUGGCAGUGAUGUCAACAAAUUUCAUGGUUGUGAAGUAUGUGGUAGCUCAACUACCACAAAAUGUCCACAAUGCAAAGCCGUCAAAUACUGCUCAUUGAAGUGUUUGAUUAUGGAUCGAAGAUGGCAUAAAAAUCAUUGCAUUGCAAUGGACGUGAAUUCAUCCCCAACAGAAACACCUGAUAGAAAUAAUAGGGAAAGAUAUUUUGAGGAAGAAGCAACAAAGUCAAGGAAUGAGAUUUUUUGGCUUAGAUCAGAGUGUGACAAGUGGAAAAAGAAAGCAAAUUUGUCUAGAGAAACAUUGCAAAGCUUCAAGGAAGAAUCAGAACACCAGUUGUCUGUGUUGGAAAAUGAAAAGGAAUCAAUGUUUAAUGCUGAGAAGAAAGCUUGCAAUAUGAUUCAUAGUUUACAGGAGAGGCUAAACCAUAUGCAGAUUAAAGUGCAAGAAAGCACUGCAGAGAAGAUAAAGCUUGAAGAACAUUUACAAACUUUAGAGAGUGAAUGUGCUAAGCUGAAGACAAAAUUUCAAGAAGAGCAUAAACAUGCUCAAUAUCUCAAAGUGCAGGCUGACAAGAAUCAUGAGGCUGGACGAAUUGCCAAAGAAGAAGUUGAAGCCAUUAGACAAGAGCUUCAAGAAGAGCGUGAACAUGUCCUGCGUCUUAAAGAGGAUUUUCUUAGAGAUGUUGCAUUUGCUGAAUCUAGAGCUGAUUUUGCUGAGGCAAAACUAAAUGAUCUUCGUAAGAAAAUCAGGUUGACAGAUUAUAAGGUUCCUAUUGUGAAAGAUAGUCUGGGAAGACCUGCUAUGGCAUGCACUAUAUGCUUGACCAAUGAACAAGACAUGGCUUUUGGGUGUGGGCAUAUGAAAUUCUUUUGCAGACUUGCAGAGACUGUGGGUCAAAAUUAUCAAAGUGUCCUAUAUGCCGUGAGCAGAUCACAAAUCAUAUCAAGCUGUUUCCUGGUUGAGAAAAUUUAGGAGCUUAUAUAUUAUUUUCUGGGAACCAAUUGUAAUUUGUACUUAUAAUCCUGUAAAAAGUUUCUCAUCAAUGUUACAUGUAAUAUAUUUCAUAUGUGUUAUAGUUCUACAUGUACAUUCCAAGGCUAUUCAUACCAUGAUUGAGUAUUAUAACAUACUUAUUACUUACUCCUGCAA